This is a messenger RNA of Myodes glareolus (Bank vole), 441 nucleotides long. Its product is annotated as beta-defensin 123-like. NCBI's taxonomy places the organism in Eukaryota, Metazoa, Chordata, Mammalia, Rodentia, Cricetidae. The record is from RefSeq and is a predicted model, not a curated record. Gene Ontology annotation, cellular component: extracellular region. Gene Ontology annotation, biological process: innate immune response.
CCACAGGGAAGGCAGCUGGCUCAGGGCAGACUGUACACACAGGUCUCUGAGGACAAGAGUGCCAGCUGGAUACAAGGAUCCAGAACUUUCUCCCACUGCCCAGUACCUUUCCAGACAGCCAACGCCUCGGGAUUCCCAAAGUCAUGAGGACUGCAGUGUUAGCUAUGGCUCUGCUGCUGCUGCUGUCCCAGGUCAUUCCAGGGAACCCUGAAAGGUGCUGGAAAUCACAAGGUGCCUGCCGCGAAGAAUGCACCAAGCACGAAAAGUUCUACAUCUUGUGCUGGAGUGGCAAAAUGUGCUGUGUGAAGUCCCAGAAGGUGCCACAGCUGUCCCAGGAUUUGGAUUAGCCCUGUAAAGCCCGAGGUGACAAAAAUGAAGGUGGACCCACCCGGAGUCUGACCUCGGCUGUUUCCCGAGCUUCAUUAAAGCAGCACUGUGUGA